Messenger RNA from Colletotrichum navitas, 805 nucleotides. RefSeq lists its product as uncharacterized. The record is from RefSeq and is a predicted model, not a curated record. Bases 462 to 716 code for a protein of 84 amino acids. NCBI's taxonomy places the organism in Eukaryota, Fungi, Ascomycota, Sordariomycetes, Glomerellales, Glomerellaceae. The transcript has a single exon.
CCAGACAUCUAUGCAUCCCAUUGACGGAAUUUAUAGGUACUGGUCAGAGUUUGAACUUAACGAUGGAGGUCAAGAGGACCACUUGAGAUAGUAAGGCGUUAUAGAUCUGCUGUUGGCAGUAACUGCCUAUUUCACCAUCUCGCCAUCUCACCGUCCAUUUGUCUUCAAGAUUAUUAAACACAAUGCCGACGAUAAAUGUCAGUAAGCACACCCGAAACUACAGCCCAGACGGUAUCGAAAUACAGAGUCAUAAAACCUGGAAAUAUCCUCGCUCCUAAAAGCAUCUUCUUAUCAAUCACUAGUCGAAUCAGCAUGCCAAUUUUACUCAUAUUAGAGUCGCAGUCGGUAUUCCUACGAAAAGUAUCGUCUUCAACAUCAGUUCGUGCUUUAGAAGUUCUGUUUUAAAUUGAGCUGCAAUUGAGACUCUCUACCUUGUAUACUUCUCACUUUGAGACUACCAAAUGCGAUUUGACAUUACAAUUCUCGUUGCUUCCCUCGCAACUAUUAGCACUGACGAUACAAUGACGGUCUUUGCGGAGUGUGGCCCUUUUAGCAUUUGGGACAGCAAGAAUGCUAUAUUCUACACAGGCCCCAGCACUUAUUAUGUCGACGCCAACAGAAGUUGCAGAGGCACUGGUGUGAGUGCCUGGUACGACGGAGCUUCGUUUGGACUGGGACAAAUUUCGGGGUCACAUCAAAUACAGCCAUCAAGCUAAAUAAGCGCUGCCUCUUGAUGCUCUCGGGAGCCAAUCAGGCCUGCCCCGCAUACAGGUGUUAUAAGGCGGAGUGGGAGGAGGUUAGCUGC